Seminavis robusta is the source of this 1503-nucleotide messenger RNA. The record is from the annotation of a GenBank genome assembly. NCBI's taxonomy places the organism in Eukaryota, Bacillariophyta, Bacillariophyceae, Naviculales, Naviculaceae.
AUGUCACAAUCACCAACCGGUACUGAUGAUUAUGAUGAUUCCACCUUUGCCUAUUAUGUUCCUCUGAUUGUAUUGGGGACAAUCACAUCAACUCUAUCGAUAUUAGGCUCUGGCUGCAUCGUUUACAUGUCUUCCAGACCCAACCAAUUGAGAUACAUCAAGCAACGGUUGCUUCUGGCUCUCAGCAUCUCAGAUAUGCUGUCAUCUGCUUUCUGGAUGUUGAUGCCAUAUUUGGCUCCCAAGUGGGUUGGGACUCCUGGAGCAGUGGGGAAUCAUGCGUCCUGCACAGCAGGUGGCUUCUUCAUCUUGGUAUUCACCAAGGUGUCAUCAACCUACAAUGCCUAUCUGAGUAUCUGCUUCCUCUUGAUUGUACGCGGAAAUUGGAAAGAGCACGACUUUCGGAAACCAUUGGAAAUUGGGGCACAUGUGCUCGCUACAACGUUGCCAUUGAUUGUCGACAUUCCAGCUGCAGUAACUCAAUCCAUCAACCCAACUCCUCUUUUUGCAAACUUAUGCAUGUAUGGCCCUUAUCCUCUUGGAUGUGUCGAGGAAGAUGAAUGCGAGAGGUCAUCCAAGGCUACAUCGCUCAUCUUUGUGGCAGCUUCCGUUCCACUCUUUUGGAUCUGGACCAUUGUGGGGCUCAUCUGUACUGCCAUUGUAUGGUGGACGGCACGAAAGACCUUUCGACGAAACAAUCAAUACAAUUUUGAACAAUCCAAUAUUCGACAAUCUAUUGGACAAUCUAGCGACCGGACCAGUAUUGCCAGGAGUUCUGAAAGCAACAAUGAUAAAAUGGUCCGAGAAAUGGGGACUCAGGCAGCACUUUAUGAAAUGGCUUAUUUGAAUUCUUGUAUCUGGCCAUUGCUUAUGAUGAUCUUAUUUGGAUCCAUUUCAGAUGCAGAGCUUGCAGAGAGGAACUUGCAGCCAGGCUUCUACAUUUUGAAAUUAUUGACCAUGCUUUUCUAUCCCUCUCAGGGUGCUUGGAAUUUUUUUGUCUACACACGACCAAAAGUGCUGCACUGGAAAAAGGCACAGCCAGAUUACUCUACACAAGAAAUCUACAGGGCAGUCCUCUCCGGCAAGAUGCCGCCUAGUAGGAGCCGAUCAGGGAGAAAACCAAAGAGUGGUGAACAAGCUGUUGAUCCUAAUCAACCUACGAAUCGCAAUGGCGAGGAGUCGACGGAAGAAGAUGAAGAAAAGACCAAUCGAGAGGUAGUUGAGACUCGACAAUCAUCGGUUCCGAUUUUUUUACGCUCCUGAGAAAUGGAGAAUCGUCAACAGUCCGAAAGGUUCUCUCCGUUGUGCCUUGCAUGGCAUAGCGUGACGACAAUGCAUGCAUCGGAUUACAUGCUUGAAGAGGAAUCCUUGGAUAAUUUGGGCUAUCGAAUUGACAACCAACUCAUGCUCCCGCUUGGAUUCUCGAGUCGAGUCAAGGGUGGGCUGGAAUUAUUUGCGAAAACAAGAGAAGGAGCCAUUGAACAUUCUCGGAGAAGGAGCGCAGAG